GUAGGGAUGGCAACGAUGGUCGUAAAGCAAGGAGGGUGUUGACGCCAACGCUGUUGCUCAUUUUCGCCCUUGCGAGAGUAUCGAGUGGGAGAGAGCCGUAAAGCAAAGUGUGGUGUUGACGGCUGCCGGAGAGAAACCAGGAACUCCAUCUGUCCCAAUGCUAUCUUGCACUGACCGAGAGCAGAAUAAAGAAAAAUGAACAGGAACAGAAAUCCACCGCCACGGGGAGGCAAGGGCACUGCUGCACCUAGACAGAUGGGCUUGCUGAUGGAUUUUUCUCCGGAAAGCAUGGUGCCCAGUGAAGGGGAGGAUGAUCAGGAACUAGAGGCCGAGUUCCUGGCCAUUGUUGGAGGACAGCCAAAUGGAAAAACUCCUUUGCCGAUGGAAGCUAUUGAACGAAUGGCUGCUCUCUGCAUGACGGAUCUCGAUGAAGAGGGUGGGGAUGGAGAGGAAGAUUUGGAAGAUGAUGAUGAACUGCUGGCUGAACUCAGUGAAGUUCUUGAGGAAGACGCCGAGGCCAAGGACGCCCCGGUGCCUGUGCCUGCUAAGACAAACGAUGCCCCAGCGGAUUCCAGCAGCACCGAAUCCAUUUUGCUAGAAAGACUGGCCAUGUACAAGGCUGCGGUUGCUAAUGCAAAAUUAUCUGGGGAAAGCUCUAAAGUACGCCGCUAUGAAAGGGGUCUCAAGACUCUGGAAAACCUGUUGACCUCCAUAAGGAAAGGCAAAAAGAUUGAUAACGAUGAAAUUCCUCCCCCGGUAACUUCAGGAAAGAACACUCCUUCCCAGCAGGCCUCUCCUCUGGAGACAGCGCCAGCCUCGCCGGCCUCCGUGCUUGGCAGAAGGGCUGCAUUAGCCAACCACCUUCCUCCAGAGCCUGCUUCUGUGGCCCCUGAGCCACCACUGCCCAUCUCACCGCCUGCCUCUGCACUGCCCCCCAAGUUGCCACCACCUGUCCUUCCAAAGCCAAAGAUUUCUCCAGCCCCUGCUGGGCUGCUUGGGUCCCCAGAGACACCGCAGCCAAGGCCUGCCCCUUUGACACCUUCUCCUUAUUUGGAUUCCAAAAACUCCAGUGCUCAGACCGCCCUGCAAGCCAGACAGCGGGAGUACAAGCUGGCGGCACUGCAGGCUAAACAGGAAGGCAGCAUUGAAAUGGCUACCAAGUAUUACCGCAUAGCCAAGAGCUUGGACCCUCUUUUGGUAUCUGUGGGUAAAGGAGAGAGCGUUGAUCUCAGCCGUCUGCCUCCGCCUCCAGAUCAGCUGCCCAAGGAGAUAUUGUCAUCCCUGGGCGUGCAACAGCCCCCUGUGGCAACGACAACGCCCCUUGCCCAUGCUGUGACCCCUCCGGCACCAGCCGUGUCAAAUGCAGGAGAUAUACCCCCGCCCCCUCGAGAUAUGAUGGAGGCCCUGCAGCAGAGGAUGGACAGGUACAAGACAGCAGCAGCACAGGCAAAGAGCAAAGGAGAUGACAGGAAGGCCAGAAUGCAUGAACGGAUUGUGAAGCAAUAUCAAGAGGCCAUCAGAACUCACAAGGCAGGGAAACCUGUUGAAUUUGCUGACCUACCUGUUCCCCCAGGUUUCCCUCCCAUCCAAGGAAUGGAAUCUUCACCAGGAAAUCAAAGCUUUGCGGGUAUCCUUGAAACAGCUAUGAAGCUAGCCACUGAGGAGGAUGAAGACACUGAGGAGGCAAAAAAGCCUGACCUCUGCCCGUCAUCAUCCAAACCAGUCAGCUCGCUGCAGCCUAAACCGGUGCCCCAGCCAGGCUCCCGAGCUGUCCCUGCAACUCCGAAGUCAACCGUGGCUGGUAAAAGUGCCUCCAAGGUCAUCGCAAAAGCUCAGCAGCAGCUGAACUUCCUGGAAAGCCGAAAGAAGCAGCUGAUGCAGGCAGCUCUCCGGGCCAAGCAGCAAAAUGACAUCGAGGGGGCCAAGCUGUUCUUGCGCCAGGCCAAGGGUCUGGACCCCAUGAUAGAGGCGUCACAGAACGGGCUCCCCGUCGACAUCACUAAGGUGCCUCAGGCCCCUGUGAACAAAGAAGACUUCACGCUUGUGCAGCACCGUGGAGCCUGCCUCUCCCCAGAAACUGCUACCCAAUACACCCAGCUCGUGAAACUGAUGAGGCAGCAGCAUGAGGUGUGCAUGGAUUACUCCAAGAAGUUCACCCAUUUAGGGAACAUCUCAGAAACUACCAAAUUUGAGAAGAUGGCUGAGGACUGCAAAAAGAACAUGGAGAUCCUGAAACAAGCCCAUGCCAAGGGAUUUCCACUGCCCAAAUAUCAUUAUGAGCAGCGGACCUUUAAUGUGAUCAAGAUCUUUCCAGAAUUGAACAGCAAUGACAUGGUUCUUUCGAUCGUGAAAGGAAUGAACCUGCCAGCGCCGCCAGGCAUGUCUCCAAAUGACCUGGAUGCCUUUGUACGCUUUGAGUUCCCCUAUCCCAAUGCGGAGGAAGCUCAAAAAGACAAAACCAACGUGAUCAAAAAUUCCAAUUCUCCUGAAUUCCAAGAGAAGUUCAAGCUGUUUAUUAAUCGGGGGCACCGUGGGCUCAAGAGAGCCAUUCAGACAAAAAGCAUCAAGUUUGAGGUCAUCCACAAAGGAGGAUUGUUCAAAACUGACCGGGUAGUGGGAACAGCACAGUUGAAGUUGGAGGCACUGGAGACAUCCUGUGAGCUUCGGGAGAUCUUGGAGCUCUUGGAGGGUCGACGGCCCACAGGAGGCAAACUAGAAGUCAUUGUCCGCCUCAGAGAGCCACUGACUUCCCAGCAGCUGGAAUCAACAACGGAGAAGUGGCUGGUCAUCGAUCCCCUAACCAUGCCACCGGUUGCACUUCCUAAACCAAAGGUAGCAGUAGCACCUGUGAAGGAUAUGAGCCGCAGCAAACCUGUUUGCACUCUGCACAGCUUCAGCGUUCUGGCUUUUGACAAGGAGAGGCUGGAGAAAAAGAUGAUGGCGUACAAGGAAACUGGCCAGAGAUUUCCCAAUGAUCUAGCGGAGCAGCACCAGAAUGUCAUACGGAUGAUCCAGUGGCAAAAGUCUGAGCUUCAGCAAGGAGGCCCUGCGGUCUGGAAAGAGUACGUCACCCAGUUGGAGCGGUAUCAGCAGUGGUACACAGAAGCGGCACGGCGCCUUGGCAGUGAAGGAAAGCGGGAAGCGGCCAAGGAUGCCCUUUACAAGCGCAAUCUGGUUGAGAGGGAGCUGCAGAAGGCUCUCAAGUGAAGGAAGGGCUGGCAGCGUGAAAGCUCUUGGACACCCUGGCCAAGCCCCCGCGGUGGGUGAAGGGCUGGGCUGGGUGGAGCCGUAAUGCUGCAAGGUGACGCUGUGCCCUGGCAGCGGGGCUCUUUCUAGUCUUCACUCCAUGUAAUAAGGAUGGGUGGCGACUCCCUUAGUCAUGCGAUGCUGCCAGGUGAAGAGAGACAAUCUACGUGAUACUUGCCUUGGUGCUCUGGCUCAGCCUGGCCUCUCCAGGCUCCUAGGGAGACCCUGAGCGAUUCCUCUGCAGGGCCAGGCUGCUGGGUCUUGGGAGAGAAGAGAAAUAAUCCCCCUCUCUCUCUUUCUGUUCUACCUGCAACUACCAGGUACAUCCCCAUUUCAAGUCGAAAUGGGCUUCACUCCAGUGGCUUCUCCCCCUUAGUAUCCUGCAAAUGAGAGAUUUCUGAGCCUGCUGAGGCCAGGGAUGGGAGAAUAGGUGGCACUCCAGAUAAUGCUGGCCUCAACUUCCAUCAGUCCCAGCUAGUGCUGAGGGAUGAUGGGAGCUGCAGUCCCAACAGUUGGAGGGUCACACAUUCCCCAUCCUUGAGCUAGACCCUCGUUGAAACUACAGUUUCCAAAAUCCCUUGGUCUAGAGAGUGUGACUCCUACAGCCCUGAAACUGUUUUAAAUGCUUCGUGCAGAUCUGCCUGCGGUGUCUUGGCUUCUCUGCCUCAGAGGUCGGAAGGCCCCGCGGCUUCCGACAUGUCCCAAGUGGAGUCACUGAGGAAUUUGGCACCUUUUAAAAACAAGAAAGAGGUGAUCCUAGCACGUCCCCCCAACCCUUGUAGUUUGCAUUCAGUGCAGAACUCCCUGCAUUGCUGCACCCCCGCCCCCACCUCCUCCCUUGCACCAGGCACUUUGCACGCACCUCUCUGAGCUCUGCUUAUUUGCCCAUUUUUUGUGUUCCUUCCUUUGAGAACUAAGCCACUCACUGCUUUUGACUGUUCAGAUCCCCUUCUGAGUGGCCAAGAAGACCCCUUUGGAGGCUGAACGGUGAAGUUUUGCUUGCUCUAGAUCCCAGGAAGACCCAGCUCCUGAACCUGCCUCAGGCCCCCCUGCAGAGGCCUGCAGUGAUGGGAGGAGGCCUGGCAAGGUGGCAUCUUUCUUUAAAGGCCCCUGACCCCUCUGCCAUCAUCCGUACAGCCCAUUUCAGGGAAGAACAUGUAAUGAGCUCAGUGAUUCAGGCUGGCUGCUGGGUCUUGAUUUUGGAGUUGCUGCCUCUUCCGCCCCCCGCGCGACCAAAGGACCCAAGCAAUGGGGCUGAGAGUUCCCUCUCCCAUUAGAGAAAAUAGUGGAAGGAGGUUGUCCCUUCCCUUGGGUUAAGGGCAGGCUUCCCUCCACUAGAAAUGGCUUGUGGAUGCCCAGACUGAUUGAGCAUCAGCUCAGCUUGGUGCACCAAUGACUUGUGGGUUACAAUCACUUGGCGCAGGGUUUCUGCAGGCUCCUCCUGUCCCAGGCUGUUCCUGACACCGUUCCUGUUGAAUGAGGGAUGGUGCCUGAUAAUCAGCAGUUUCUUGGCAUGCCAGAUGGAGAAGCACACGUCUUAUCGAGAGGCCCCUCUGGUCUUGAGGGUUGCCAGGGGUGGGGUUAGGGUGUUGCUGUUGUAGUCUGUAGGUGUGCAUUAUCUGUAGGCACUGGGGCAUAUCAGUGUGGUCCUUAUGGGAAUUCACUCCCCUUUGGCGGCUGGAAAUGUGACCUUGUAAUGGCCGCAUCCUGCCUCCUGCACUAGAUUCAAAGACAUUUUUAAGUAUAAGAAAUUAACUCAGGAUUGUUGCUGGCUCAGGAUGGAUUAGGUGACGCACUGUGGGUUAGAUCCUGCACCAUCUUCCCUGCCACACCUACAUUCCUUUUAAAACCAAAAUUUAACCCCUCCUGUCCUUAGAUAGUGAGAUGAUAAAAGGGAAACAAGUGUUCUACACAGCCUUUCUUCCCUGACCCCAUUUUCCCAAUCCCCACCCCCCACCCCCGCUGGGUAUUAGGGAAUUCUGAUUUUUUAUACAAGUGCCUGUCUCUGAGGUUGUUGCUCAGCUAGAGGCCUUAAAAGCCCACUGUUAAAAGCAGAGGCCACAAAUCCGUGUUACGGCUUUAUUUUAUGCUUACAGUGACAUAAAUAUAUAGUUUUUAGAAGGGUGGGGAGGUUUUAAAAAGUUCUGUACGACCCGUACUGGAAUCUUGCACCAAUAAUAAACCCUUGUGAAAACCUA
Messenger RNA from Elgaria multicarinata webbii, 5444 nucleotides. RefSeq names its product coiled-coil and C2 domain containing 1A (gene CC2D1A). NCBI's taxonomy places the organism in Eukaryota, Metazoa, Chordata, Lepidosauria, Squamata, Anguidae. The record is from RefSeq and is a predicted model, not a curated record. The transcript has 30 exons. Gene Ontology annotation, cellular component: nucleus. Gene Ontology annotation, biological process: regulation of transcription by RNA polymerase II. Gene Ontology annotation, molecular function: RNA polymerase II cis-regulatory region sequence-specific DNA binding; DNA-binding transcription repressor activity, RNA polymerase II-specific. Bases 196 to 3207 code for a protein of 1003 amino acids.